Molecule: messenger RNA, 1293 nt
Organism: Penicillium mononematosum
Lineage: Eukaryota; Fungi; Ascomycota; Eurotiomycetes; Eurotiales; Aspergillaceae
Product: folliculin domain-containing protein
Exons: 2
Coding region: 1-1293 (430 amino acids)
Biological process (GO): positive regulation of GTPase activity; positive regulation of TORC1 signaling
Cellular component (GO): cytosol
Molecular function (GO): GTPase activator activity
Source: RefSeq, a predicted model, not a curated record
AUGGAUUUCAUUCUCUCUUUGACGCACUUCUGCGAGGUGCAUGGUCCCACCUCUAUUAUUUGCUCGCAGGUCCUACCUUUUUCAUGUCCGCAAUGUCACCCCGAAUCCGACCACUCUCCCCAGGGUACCCCGGCUUCACAUGAGUCUCGCAUCGAUCAGUCUCAAUCCCAGACAUCUGCCGAGUCUAAGUCGCCCAGAAUUGAAGAUCACCCGUACUUCCUCAAAGGACAUCCGACCUCACCCGAAGAUAAAUCCAACCGAAGUGGUGCAAAUGGCGAUACCUGCGCCAGUUGUAGCUUGUCUCUGCCAGAAACUGUGAGCAAACAGCUACCUCCGGGUGCGCCUGGAAGUCGCGACGCCAAGGGCAAUUCUACUAGCCCGGUGCUCCGCUCUCGCGAGCUAGUUUACUCAUGCGGCAACAACCAUACGGAGUUGGAUGAUGAGACCGACUACCACACUCAUGCGUCUCCUCCUGACUCACUUCGUUCUGCCUCGGUUACCUCCGAUUCUUCAUGCCACACACACAUUCACACCUAUCUCUCUCAGCGCGGGCCGCCUAACCCCGCUGACUAUGCGCUUCUCCGACGCUCUUCUAUUCGCACCCUAAGCUGUGAGCUCUUGCCCCGGGGACUUUCGUCCGGCCCCAUCUGCUUCGGCGACGGCGUCGCUGGUUACACCAUUGCCUAUAUUUUCCGCCUUCCAGACCCCAUGGCACGCGGCAAGCGACGCAGUUAUGCACUGGUCGCACUGGCAGGACGAGAUGCCGGAAGAGCAUUCCGCGCAUGCCCCAUUAUCUGGCGCGCAUUCGGUCGCAUCGCAACCAGCAUUGUACACGCUGCUGAGCGCUUCCAGGAAGACGAGAAGACCCGCGAUGAGCAGAACAACCCGGGAAGACAGCCCGGCCGCCAGUACCCUCCCGUUUCAUCCUUCCUCACUGGCCGGGGUAUGGAUCCGGCGGGCCGUCGUGCAGCUGGCCAGAUUCGUGCCCGUAAUUUAGCCGAAAUCGUCGGCAAUGAAUACAUCUUUACUGAAUUACAUGCUCAUUUCGUCGCACUUCUGCACCAGCUCGGCGCAAUGUUUGGCGGAAUCCCUCUCAAUGAGGAACGCUUUGUCUGCAGCACUGUGGGCGACGAAGAAGGCGCCAGUCCUUCUCGGCCAGUCCUCGUCUCCAAGGCAAGACAGCCAGAGGGCGACCAGAAGUAUGAUGGCGACGAUAUCGACAUCUCGAACCUUGAAAUCUCCGCGGGACCAAAGGCGAUUCCCAUUACGCCUCGCCGGCCCGUCAUGGCUUGA